Molecule: messenger RNA, 942 nt
Organism: Oryza brachyantha (malo sina)
Lineage: Eukaryota; Viridiplantae; Streptophyta; Magnoliopsida; Poales; Poaceae
Exons: 3
Coding region: 53-637 (194 amino acids)
Cellular component (GO): mitochondrion
Source: RefSeq, a predicted model, not a curated record
CGAAAACCUCAAAACCCUAGCCCACCACAAUCUUCUAGAACCUUCGUUUGCCAUGGCGCUCCUCCUCCGAGCUCUCCGGCGAGCCCUCCCGCCGCUCUCCGCGGCGACCCCGGCGGCGGCGGGGGCUCUACUCCGGCGCGCCCCGCUUCCCACUGCUGCUGCUGUUUCCCUUCCUUGUCGUGCUCGGCUGCUGGAUCCGAUCGGGCUCCGGCCAUUCUCCGUCGCCGCAACGGCCUCGCAGGCGCCGGCCAUGGGGGCCAGCCUCUUCGAAGGGCUCACGGAGACCCGGUUCCCCAAGCGGCGGCCGGGGUUCAAGUCACGGCGGAAGAGGGCCAGCCUCCGCCCCAAAGGUCCGUGCUACUGGGUGAAGUGCAAGCCAGAAGAGCCUAUCCCGGCGAACCAGCCGAAUGCCGGUAGCGUGCAGGGAAGGAAGGAGAAGAAGAGGAUCAAGCAGCGCAAGGCCUUUAUCAUGGCUGAAAAGAAGAAGCGUAAAGCUCAGUAUUCUGCUGCUGUUAAGCGAAAGGAUGCGGAAAGGACAGAAAGGAAGAUGGCUGCAGUGGCCAGAGAGCGGGCAUGGGCUGAAAGGUUGAUAGAGCUGAAACAGAUUGAGGAAGAAAAGAAAGCUGCAAUGGCUUAAGUAGCAACUGUCGAAAAUGGCAAGAAGUCUAACUUGUUUCUUCUGUUGCCUUUCAUCCCUGUUAUUUUGGAUAGCAUAUUUAUGCUCUGUGCUAUUCAUGGAUGUAACAAUCCUUUGAUGGAAUACUACUGGUACUGCUUCUUUUCAACAGUAUUACCAAAUGCUGGAUCUUGUUGUGAUACAGUAUUGUCAAUUUUUGUUCCCUGUACGGAAGUAGCUGUUCUAUGGUGUAUCUAAAAUAAAUGAUGUGAUUUUCAUUAUGUGCCAGAGGGAAGAACAUCUGCAAUCUACAAUCUUUUCGUACA